GGAAAGGAAAGACCCAGGUGUCAGCCCAAAUGCAAAUUUUCUUGGCUCGCGAACAGGGCAAAUAGGGCAUCCCGUCUGGGGGGUUUUGGCACUAGUCCAUUGCUAACCUUGCACCUUGUUGGUCGAUUUUGCGAUGAUGGUUUCUUCCAGUUCCUUUUCUUCCUAUGCUGGCCUUUUUUUUCUCUUGUUUCCUUUCUCCCUUAUCCAUCUACCCAUCAGUCUAAAUGUUGGUGAAAUCGAAGUUUGCAGUAUGCACGUUGCCAACUGCAAACAAUUCUGUAAUGAUGGAUGGAUGGAUGAGAGAUAUUAUGGUGGGAUGGUGGUAGAUUCCAACUGGAACGGCGUAGUCUUUUCCGUCAUUUUAUGCGGCUCCUCAGGAUGGCCACAUUCUUUUUUGGAUUGCUACCCCCUGAAUUCCAAUCCCAGCCCUUAUCUACAUACAUACAUAGUAGUACCUAGUACCAUGCAUUGGCACACACGAUCACGGGUUCUGCUAGCCGGUAGACCCGAGACGAGUCUAGUCUCGCUUCUAGACUCUAGCAGAGUUAUCCCACUUCAUUUGGGGAUCCGCGUGAUGUGUAUUUGGGUAGUGGUGCUGCAGGCUUGCGAAAUUAGACAAAUGUCGAUCUCGGAGCGGAACAAAAAAACCACCCCCUUACUAUGUACAAUUUGGACUCUGAAUAUGCUAUCAUCCGUGACUUCUAAGUCCAGUCACGGCUCUUACACCACGUCUCGUUCCACAUUAAGUUAUGUCUCGUCUCACCUCCAAACAUUGUACACGUCCGACCUUCGUUGUGCCGGGUGUUUAAGUUGACUACUGCAGAUACAACAAGACGUACCGAGCUAACGAAGAGUUACAUCUGGACUCUUGGGUGCUGUUUGCUUGUCUUACCCCGUGACCUACAUGCCAACUUCUGGCUCUCUACUUCUUAAACUGUAGCCCGAGCGUGCAUCACCCAUAGGGCUGAUCCAAAGACCUGUUCGCUUUCCACGUGGCCGGCAGAAUUCGAUAAAGGCAGCGACGGAACCUGACCGAUAGCAAACGGAGAUCUUUACCGGGGCUAGGACAUUGCGGCGCGCACCCGCCUACUUCAAGGGCCAUAAUCGG
Molecule: messenger RNA, 1108 nt
Organism: Hypoxylon fragiforme
Lineage: Eukaryota; Fungi; Ascomycota; Sordariomycetes; Xylariales; Hypoxylaceae
Exons: 2
Coding region: 134-814 (226 amino acids)
Source: RefSeq, a predicted model, not a curated record